Molecule: messenger RNA, 822 nt
Organism: Diaporthe citri
Lineage: Eukaryota; Fungi; Ascomycota; Sordariomycetes; Diaporthales; Diaporthaceae
Exons: 1
Coding region: 1-822 (273 amino acids)
Source: RefSeq, a predicted model, not a curated record
AUGGAUCCGAACUUCGCGCGACGGAUUGAUGACAUCGAGGAUCGAGGACUUCCAGGGGACCACGACCAAACCUUGGAAGAUGAUGUCCAUCAAUUGUGGCGGGACGCUCCCGACUGGUACGCUCUCACGGAGCUCAACCGGCGAUACCUCGAAGGCAGCCUCCCUCUCUGUCCAAGCUAUAGAUUUCCAGUUGAGCCGGAGACCGAGAACUUUGAAAACCUUCUUGCGCUUCACGACUACGGAAUCAUCUCCACAAACUCAUGCCCGGGAACAGGGCUCGGGGACACAGAGCUACGACAACGUUCCUUCUUGUUCUUCAACAUUCCAACCCGUGGUCUGGUGACAACUUCGCCUGACGCAUUGCCCAACUUCGUCCGGGACCUGGGAGAGGCUUCGGAGGUAUAUGCUCACAUACGAUUCCAAUACCUCAAUGCACCGCACGGAAUUGAACGGGACCCAGACAUCAGUCGCCUGAUGGUAAGCGGAAGCUACAAUACUCUUCCAAAAAUCGAUGGUGAUGAUUGGGAGUCGGAGGGGUGGACUUAUGACACGGACGAACGAGGUCACGUCUGCGGCUUCACUUUCGAACAAUCAAAGUAUCUCGAUGAUCUCGACGGAGAUCAUACUGGGGACCUGAGGAUCCCGACGGGUGGCUCAAGCUUCGGAGAUGAUGAGAGCCCGAUCCAAGCCAGCCACAUGGCCGAUCCUCUACAAAUCUCCGUAUUGGCCCGGGGCUCGGACUGGGACUUCACAGGGAUCGGGAAGUUGAUCAAGGGUCUCUUAGAUGAUUCAGGAAUCUUGUCCGCAUACCGUCGUCCAUGA